Messenger RNA from Symbiodinium necroappetens, 918 nucleotides. The record is from the annotation of a GenBank genome assembly. Lineage: Eukaryota; Dinophyceae; Suessiales; Symbiodiniaceae.
AUGCUGGUCUAUCUUUCGACCAAGGGAGAUGCCCGAGAUGUGCUCGACCAGCUGGCGUUAUCAGAAUAUACCUGUCCCGGGGGGGAUGUUGUGCUGUGGAAGCUGCUGGACGAGAGCUAUGACGAGACCUCCUGUGAGCAGUUUGAGCGUGCGGAACGUGAGUUGCAAAGCUAUCGCCGCUUGCCAGGCCAGUCGAUAGCUAGCUAUGUGGCCGGGAUGAAGCGGCUGAAGGCCCAAUAUGUCAGGGUGGACCCCGAGACGGUGAUGAGUGCCAAGGCUUGGGGCCAAAGGUUACUGAACCGGGCUUCCUUGGGCCGCCGCGAGCGCUUGGAUGUUUACUAUAGUGCUGGUGGCUAUGACCCGGUGCAGAUCGAGGCCGCUCUUCGAUACAGGUGUGCCACCGUGCAUGAGGAUGAGCGGCGAGUGCCAUCGUCGCUUCCGAGUUCGCGCUCGACGACCCCCUCGGAGGAGGGCCACCCCUUUGACGAUGAGGCCACCUCCCAGGAGGGCACCGUGGAUGGCGAGACGGCGUUGGAGGCUUUUGCGGCCGGCUGGAAGGCGAAAGGAAAGCAAGCAGCCCAGCGGAAGGCCCGUGGAUGGAGCAAGCCCGGUUCUUCAUCGACUUCCUCCCCUUCGCGGUCCCUUGCUGACAAGAAGCGCUCCUCUACCUGUGCGAGCUGUGGAAAGACUGGGCACUGGAGAGGCGACCCGUGCUGUCCCAACGUUUUGUCUGGAAGGGACCCGCCACACCAGCCGGCAGCCCAACGCAAAUCAGACUCCGGCCGGGACGUGAACUUCGUGAAUUUCACCUUCGUGGCCGGUUCGCCUGGACCCCCAGCACCCCAGAGCAAGCGCGAAUGGCAGGUGGCUGGUGGCGAGGGCGAGGACGAGCUCUAUAUCCAGACUCCCGGCGCACAG